UUAUGGAGAUUUGGAUACUCUGCCAGACUACUGAAAACUAAUCACUUUAGGACAGCUGCAUCAAAUACAUCAUUUCCAGCAGUUUGGAUGCUAUUGGCGCAAUAUUCUGGCAGAAUACCUGGGCUCUUUGUAGUAGUAAAAAAAACCAGUUUUUUUACAAUGCCUGAAACUGUGGAGGAUAAAGCUAAUCUAGAACUGUACUUGCCGCAUCCUGAAGUGCGUGGGAUGACACGACUCAACAGAGAAGCUUUUAGAAAGACAGUUGUUGUUCCAGUUCUUAAAGUCAAGAAAGAAAUUGUAAAUACUUUGCUAAAGUCCCUAAAACAUACGGUACUACAGCGUCCUGGUCUGAAGCGAGUGGUUGAGGAUCCUGAAGAUGAGGACAGUAGGCUUGUUAUUUUGGAUCCGUAUAAAAUACCAGAAUUCUCAUUGGGAGAAUCGGAGCAAGAGGUAUUAAAACAGCUUAAUGUUUGUCCUGAGGUGUGCAAGUAUAACUUAGAGCUGACUUAUGAGAAUUUCAAGUCAGAGGAGAUCCUACGGGCCGUCCUUCCUGAAGGUCAAGAAGUCACCUCUGGAUUUAGCCGUGUGGGUCACAUAGCUCAUUUCAAUCUUAGAGAUCAUCAGCUACCGUACAGACAUUUGAUUGGCCAGGUUAUAAUUGACAAGAAUCCAGGAAUCACCUGCGUAGUGAAUAAAACCAAUAUUAUUGACAACACAUACAGAAAUUUUCAAAUGGAAGUACUCGCUGGAGACAGCAAACUAGUAACCAAGGUCAAAGAAAAUAAUAUUGUGUAUGAACUGGACUUUUCUAAAGUUUACUGGAACCCACGUCUCUCCACAGAACACAGCCGUAUCAUUGAGCUUUUAAAGCCCGGUGAUGUCCUUUUCGAUGUCUUUGCUGGGAUUGGACCUUUUGCUGUUCCAGCAGCAAAGAAAAAGUGCCGCGUAUUUGCAAACGAUCUCAAUCCUGAAUCCUACAACUGGCUCAUGCGCAACUGCAAACUAAACAAAGUAGACAACAAAAUAAAAGCGUUCAACAUGGAUGGCAGGGACUUCCUUCUGGGGCCAGUAAGAGAAGAACUAAGGAAAGAGCUCCCACUUCUGAAAGAAGAACAGAAAACCUCUUUUCAUAUCGUCAUGAAUUUGCCAGCUUCGGCUAUUGAAUUUCUAGAUGUUUUCAGGCAUCUCUUAGUCGGAGAGCCAUGCAGCGCUGCUGGCCUUCCCACGGUGCACUGCUAUGGUUUCUCCAAACAUGAUGACCCUGCCAAAGAUAUUCAAGAACGAGCUGAAGCUUCACUGGGAACCUCCUUAGAGGGACGCUGUUCUACUUACCUGGUUAGAAAUGUUUCGCCGAACAAGGAGAUGCUGUGCAUUAGUUUCCAGAUUCCAGCGGACGUGCUGUACAAGAGGCCCUGCCCUGACGAAGGUAAGGAACGAGCCUCCUCCGUGGCCCUUGGAUUUCAGGCUGCGCCUUUUGCUGUCUCGGGCUGGUUCCACCUUGUCAGCCCUGUGGGCCACUUCAGCCGUGUGACGGCGACGCUGCGCUCCAGCGUGAGCGCGGAGGAAGCCGGCAGGACUGAGUGCCUGCACGUGCGCAGCAGCUGCGGGGCUUCAUGCGCUCCCG
Molecule: messenger RNA, 1624 nt
Organism: Pelecanus crispus (Dalmatian pelican)
Lineage: Eukaryota; Metazoa; Chordata; Aves; Pelecaniformes; Pelecanidae
Gene: TRMT5
Product: tRNA methyltransferase 5
Biological process (GO): tRNA N1-guanine methylation; mitochondrial tRNA methylation
Cellular component (GO): mitochondrial matrix; cytoplasm
Molecular function (GO): tRNA (guanine(37)-N1)-methyltransferase activity
Source: RefSeq, a predicted model, not a curated record